UUUUUUUAAACUGAUGGUUAGCUAUAGCCUUCAAUCUUGCAAAUAAAAUUCGAUUUGUGAGUUUAAACCAAAGAUUUUUUAACAAGAUUAAAGUUUAAAUGCUAAAUGGAGAACUUUUUUGGGCUAUACAUUGUUUCUAUGUUACAUAUUUUAAAAGUAAGCAAUGACUGUGACAAUGGUUGGUUAGAGUAUAAAACCAAUUGCUACUUUUUUCAAAAUAAAACAUCGAACGGAAAAAGUUGGCUAGAUGCCUCAUUGUCGUGUCAAACCUUAGGAGGGCAUUUGUUAAGUAUCGAGGAUCAAGCUGAAAAUGUUUUUGUUUUAAACAUUAUUAAAGAUAGCAGUAUGCAAAAAAAUAGUUAUUGGAUUGGACUCAAUGAUGCUUGCAAUAACAGAGAGUUUAUGUGGUCAGAUAACACAAGUCCACAGUUCUUUAACUGGUUACCAAAAAGACCUAACAAUCUUGAACCUGGAGAAAACUGUGUUGAAACAAAUAGUAUGGGUUGGAAUGACAAUUACUGUCGUGUCACUAACGGAUUUAUUUGUAAGUUUGUAAAAGAAAACAACGAUUCUUGUGUCGAUGGUUGGUUGAAUUAUAAAAACGGUUGCUAUUUUUUCCAGAAAACAAAUGAAACAUUUAAUGGCAGUGAUUGGAAAAGUUCUCAUUUAUCAUGUCAUUUAAAAGGAGGAAAUUUGUUAAGUGUAGAAGAUCAAGAGGAAAACUUGUUUAUUUGAUACAAUUGGCAGAGAUUGGGAUUAUUGUUAUUUAAAUUGUCUCGAAAAAGGAGGAAAUUUGUUAAGCAUAGAAGAUCAAACAGAAAUGGCAUUUAUUUUAAACAUUCUUCAAAACUACAACACAAGUACAGAUAAUUUCUGGAUUGGUCUUACUGAUAGUUGGUAUAACACAUGGUUUGUGUGGUCUGAUAAUACAUACCUACAGUAUAUACAUUCUCAGUUUCGUGGGUUAUCUUAUAAUGGAAAAGUAGAAAUGUGUGUAAAAAUGAAUAAUAAGUAUUGGGAAAUAAUUAACUGUUACAGUCUAAACGGGUUUAUUUGUAAAGUUAAAAGAGCAAUCAAUGAGUAUUGCGCUGAAGGUUGGACAAGUUAUAAAAUUUAUUGCUACUUUAUUCGCAGUUUAAAUGAAUUUAGUGGAGAUAAUUGGUUUAAUUCUUUUUCAUCGUGUCAGUCUAUGGGAGGGAAUUUGCUAAGUAUAGAAAAUCAAGAAGAAAAUCAGUUUAUUCAAAAUGAUUUAAUCAAAGAUAAUGGUGGUUACUGGAUUGGCCUUAAUAAAGUCUGGAAUGGUUAUCUUGAUAAAAACAAAAGAUUUGAAUGGUCUGAUAAAACAUACACACAGUUCUUUAAUUGGAUAGAAAAUCAACCAGACAAUGUUGACAGUAUUGAAAGUUGUGUAGAAAUGAACUCUAAUGGUUGGAAUGAUAAAGAAUGCAAACUUCUGAAUGGAUUUAUUUGUAAAACUAAAAAAGUUUAUUUAGAUUAUGUUAACCAAAGAGAAGAAUUUUAUCUAACCCAAGGUUUUGUAUUUGGAACUCUUAGUGUAUUAAAAAAGGAGUACACUAUUUCAUUUAAUUUAAAGCCAAUGAGUUAUUCAAAGGGUUUGAACAGUGUUCUUCAACUAAUCUCAGGUAAUAACAGCCAAAAAUAUAAUAACAAAAGUUUAGGUAUUUGGUUUGAUGAAGAUGGUUCUGGAAGACUUGUUAUUAAUGCUGCAGUUAAUGGUACUAGUAACUACUCUGUUAAAACAAAUCCAUUAAUCUUGGGUCAAUGGUCCAACAUAAAAUUAUACCAGUGGCUGUUUUGCAGUAAAUAUUGGUUUGCAGUAGAUAUAAAUGGUGUAAAUAUUCAUCGAGUAGAAAAUUCUUUAGCUGAACAUUUUAAAGACGUACAAGUUUACGUUUCAAAUCUCUGGGAUAAUGCACAAAACGGAUUAAUAUCUGACUUUUUGAUUAUUAAUGGAAAAGCAAAAUAUAUUAUUGGGAGUUACAAUACUACACUAGUAAGUGGGAAGAUCGUUGCUCAAAUACCGAAGCUAAAUAAAGAAUAUCUAGUGUCUUUUGAUCUUAAUCCGAAAGAAUUUAAAAUUGGUCUGCAUAACGUUAUUCAUUUUACUGAUAAAGUUCAAAUGAUUAAUGAUGAUAAUGAAACUCUAGGCAUCUGGUUAGAUGAAGAUGGAAAAGGAAGCAUUAAAAUAGUUGCUUUAAUUAAUGGAAAACUAAAUUUUUAUUAUUAUCCUAUUCAAUUAAAUAAUUGGUCUAAGAUUGAAGUUUGCCAAAGUUUAAAUGGCGAUUUUUAUGUAUACAAAAUAAGAAUAAAUGGACGUGUUGUCUUUUCUAUGAUUAACAAUCAAGCUCAGAGUAAGAUUAAUGUCAACGUGUAUGCUUCAAAUCCAUGGGACAAAGUUCAAAAUGGCUCAAUAAAAAAUUUCUUUAUUAUUAAUGGUGUUUCAGGUAAUGAAGUUGAACCUAUUGAUGUUCUUCCUAAAGAUUAUGUCAACCUUAAACAUGAGUUUUCAUUAAAUCAAGGAACAAUGCUUGGAGCAUUCAGUGUUUUGAAAAAGGAGUACACUAUUUCUUUUAAUUUAAAUCCUGCGAGUUACUCAAAGGGAUUGAAAAACGUUCUUCAUGUAACUUUGUGUAAUUACCAUAACGUUUAUGGCGACAAAAGUUUAAGUGUUUGUUUUCACGAAGAUGGUUCUGGAAGUCUUGUUAUUUCUGCUGCAAUUAAUGGUAUUAGUAAUUACUCUGUUAAAACAGAUCCGCUUAUGUUAGAUCAAUGGCAUAAUAUUAAAAUAUGCCAGUGGUUACAAGAGGGAAAAUAUUUUUUUGCUGUGGAUUUGAAUAAUGUUAACAUUCAUAGAGUAGAAAACUCUUUUGCUCAAGAUUUUAAAAACAUUAAAGUGUAUGGCUCUAGUAUAUGGGAUGCUCCACAAAAUGGUUCCAUCUCUGAUCUUCUGAUAACCAAUGGAAAAGUUGAGUAUAUAGUUGACAAUAAUAUUACUCCAUUAGUAAAGGGGAAAUUAGUUGCUGAGAUUCCAGUCCUAGAAAAAGAAUUUUUUGUCUCGCUUGAUUUUAAUCCUCAUAAGUUUAAUUCUGGUUUGCAUAACAUAAUUCAUUUUACUAUUGGUUCCGAUCGAUCUAGUUAUGGUGAUAUAACACCAGGUAUUUGGUCAAAUGCACUAGGUAAUGGCGUACUUGACAUAGCAUCUUCAAUUAAUGGAUAUUUAGAUGUACAGACUUUUUGGACAAAUGCAGUUACAGUUAAUCAGUGGUCAAAUAUUGUAAUAAAUCAAGUUUACAAUGGGUCAAUUUAUGUAUACAGAAUCAUUAUAAAUGAAGAAGUUGUAUUUUGUACAAUAAACAAUCAAGCUAAUAGCUUUGUUAAUGUCAAAGUGUAUGCCUCAAAUCCAUGGGCAGAAGCUCAAAAUGGUUCAAUAAAAAAUUUGUUUGUUGUUAAUGGGAAUUCAACCAAAGAAAUGAAGCCUAUUGUUAUACUUUCGAAAGUUAUACUUUUGUCAGUUUCGCAUCCUCCUAGUAGCAAAACAUUAGUAAUCUCUGCUGCUAUAAUAGUUCCUAUUUUAGUUGUUCUUGUUGCAGUUAUUAUUGUUAUUGCUUUAUUAAGAUGUCGUAGAAAAAGCAAUCAACAAUCAACGAUAAAUCUAAACCAUUUCACAAUUGAACAUCACAAUGGGUGCGAUAAACUAUCAGCAGAUAAGUGGGAGAUAUUCCCUCAAGAUAUUAGUAUAGAUCGGAAAAUUGGCGAAGGAGCAUUUGGCACUGUUUUUAUUGCAAAACUUAAUUCUUCGGUUUUAUCAAAUAUGAAGAUAAUGAAACAUAACUUUCAUGGUAUUACAGAAAACAAUUCAAAUGUUGCUGUGAAACUUGUAAAAGAUUCUGCUGAUCCGUCAGAGCUGGAUGAUUUUUGUGAAGAAAUGAAACUAAUGAAAGAUAUUGGGUACCAUAAGAAUAUUGUAAGUUUGAUUGGGUGUUCAACAGUUAAGAAACCCUUAUGUUUAAUUGUUGAGUAUAUGGAGCAUGGAGAUUUGUUAAACUUCUUGAGAAAGAGGCGAAACAAAUUUAGUGCUUUAAAGAUUGAUGGAAAUUUGUCAGUUAACUUGUAUACACAAGAUUUUCAACAACCUUUAAAGGCAAUUACAACGACUGAAACGGAUGCAACUUAUUUGGGGGUUAUGCCAAAUGAAGCUCCGUUAGAAGAACAUGGGACAAUAACGCCUGACGAUUUACUUAGUUUUGCAUGGCAAGUGGCAUCAGGAAUGGAGUUUCUUUCGUGUUCUAAAUUGGUUCAUCGAGAUCUAGCUGCAAGAAAUAUUUUAGUUGGAGCGGGCAAAAUAGUUAAAGUAUCUGACUUUGGUUUAACUAGAAAAAUUAAUGAUGAAUUAACCUACAUGAGCAAGAAAAAGCGUCGCUUACCGAUAAAGUGGAUGUCUGUUGAAGCCAUAUUUGACCAGUUGUUUACAUCAUUCAGCGAUGUGUGGGCGUACGGUGUUGUUUUAUUUGAAAUUGUAACUUUGGGAGGUACUCCGUAUCCUACUACAAGUAACUGUGAGCUUCUCUCUCUUUUGAAAUCUGGUUAUCGAAUGGAUAAACCUGAAAACUGUUCAGAAGAAAUGUAUAAUAUUAUGUUGCAAUGUUGGAAUGAGGAUCCAUUACAACGUCCUACUUUUACAAUCUUACGUGAGCAUUUUGAUAAAGUAAUGUCUCAAGGUGAUUGUUACUUCAAUUUUGAGUUUAACGAAAAUACUGCACUGUCGUUUCCUUCGUUUAAAACAGAAAUUGAAGAUGAUAAUACAACGGAAGAACGAGUUUUCAAAAAUCCUGAACACGUAAAGUCGAUUGAGGAAAUAAAAAGACUUCGUGAUAAACCAAUAGAUCCAUUAAACAAAAGAUAUACAGAUUUUGGAUAAAAUCAUUUCCACCAAGUUUAUCAAACACCUUUAUGAAUAAAGUUCAGAUUUUUAAUUUUGCUUCAAGUCAUUUAAAUAUAGGGUCUUUGUAAGAUUAAGAAAAUUACACAGUACAACACAAAAACUUUAUUAUAUAAUGUUUUAAACUAGUUUGGUUCGCCUGAUUUUAAAUUCCGUUUUAAAUCUCCAUUGCACAUUACUUUUUUAAAAACUUGUUAA
Molecule: messenger RNA, 5158 nt
Organism: Hydra vulgaris (swiftwater hydra)
Lineage: Eukaryota; Metazoa; Cnidaria; Hydrozoa; Anthoathecata; Hydridae
Source: RefSeq, a predicted model, not a curated record